Molecule: messenger RNA, 1872 nt
Organism: Hyla sarda
Lineage: Eukaryota; Metazoa; Chordata; Amphibia; Anura; Hylidae
Exons: 1
Coding region: 1-1872 (623 amino acids)
Biological process (GO): attachment of mitotic spindle microtubules to kinetochore
Source: RefSeq, a predicted model, not a curated record
AUGACCCCUGAGAUUAGACCUCCAGUAUAUCACAUGAUCCCUGAGAUUAGACCUCCAAUAUAUCACAUGACCCCUGAUAUUAGACCUCCAAUAUAUCACAUGACCCCUGAUAUUAGACCUCCAGUAUAUCACAUGACCCCUGAUAUUAGACCUCCAAUAUAUCACAUGACCCCUGAAAUUAGACCUCCAGUAUAUCACAUGACCCCUGAGAUUAGACCUCCAGUAUAUCACAUGACCCCUGAGAUUAGACCUCCAGUAUAUCACAUGACCCCUGAGAUUAGACCUCCAGUAUAUCACAUGACCCUUGAGAUUAGACCUCCAGUAUAUCACAUGACCCUUGAGAUUAGACCUCCAGUAUAUCACAUGACCCCUGAGAUUAGACCUCCAGUAUAUCACAUGACCCCUGAGAUUAGACCUCUAGUAUAUAACAUGACCCCUGAGAUUAGACCUCCAGUAUAUCACAUGACCCCUGAGAUUAGACAUCCAAUAUAUCACAUGACCCCUGAUAUUAGACCUCCAGUAUAUCACAUGACCCCUGAUAUUAGACCUCCAAUAUAUCACAUGACCCCUGAUAUUAGACCUCCAGUAUAUCACAUGACCCCUGAUAUUAGACCUCCAAUAUAUCACAUGACCCCUGAUAUUAGACCGCCAGUAUAUCACAUGACCCAUGAGAUUAGACCUCCAGUAUAUCACAUGACCCUUGAGAUUAGACCUCCAGUAUAUCACAUGACCCCUGAUAUUAGACCUCCAGUAUAUCACAUGACCCCUGAUAUUAGACCUCCAAUAUAUCACAUGACCCCUGAUAUUAGACCGCCAGUAUAUCACAUGACCCCUGAGAUUAGACCUCCAGUAUAUCACAUGACCCUUGAGAUUAGACCUCCAGUAUAUCACAUGACCCUUGAGAUUAGACCUCCAGUAUAUCACAUGACCCCUGAGAUUAGACCUCUAGUAUAUAACAUGACCCCUGAGAUUAGACCUCCAGUAUAUCACAUGACCCCUGAGAUUAGACCUCCAGUAUAUCACAUGACCCCUGAGAUUAGACCUCCAGUAUAUCACAUGACCCCUGAGAUUAGACCUCCAGUAUAUCACAUGACCCCUGAGAUUAGACCUCCAAUAUAUCACAUGACCCCUGAGAUUAGACCUUGUGUAUAUCACAUGACCCCUGAGAUUAGACCUUGUGUAUAUCACAUGACCCCUGAGAUUAGACCUCCAGUAUAUCACAUGACCCUUGAGAUUAGACCUCCAGUAUAUCACAUGACCCUUGAGAUUAGACCUCCAGUAUAUCACAUGACCCCUGAGAUUAGACCUUGUGUAUAUCACAUGACCCCUGAGAUUAGACCUCCAGUAUAUCACAUGAUCCCUGAGAUCAGACCUCCAGUAUAUCACAUGAUCCCUGAGAUUAGACCUCCAGUAUAUCACAUGACCCUUGAGAUUAGACCUCCAGUAUAUCACAUGACCCUUGAGAUUAGACCUCCAGUAUAUCACAUGACCUAUGAGAUUAGACCUCCAGUAUAUCACAUGACCCCUGAGAUUAGACCUCCAGUAUAUCACAUGACCCCUGAGAUUAGACCUCCAGUAUAUCACAUGACCCUUGAGAUUAGACCUCCAGUAUAUCACAUGACUCCUGAGAUUAGACCUCCAGUAUAUCACAUGACCCUUGAGAUUAGACCUCCAGUAUAUCACAUGACCCCUGAGAUUAGACCUCUAGUAUAUAACAUGACCCCUGAGAUUAGACCUCCAGUAUAUCACAUGACCCCUGAGAUUAGACCUCCAGUAUAUCAUAUGACCCCUGAGAUUAGACCUCCAGUAUAUCAUAUGACCCCUGAGAUUAGACCUCCAAUAUAUCACAUGAUCCCUGAGAUUAGACCUUGA